Trichomonas vaginalis G3 is the source of this 576-nucleotide messenger RNA. Its product is annotated as adenyl-nucleotide exchange factor protein. Gene Ontology annotation, molecular function: protein homodimerization activity; protein-folding chaperone binding; adenyl-nucleotide exchange factor activity. The transcript has a single exon. Gene Ontology annotation, biological process: protein import into mitochondrial matrix; protein folding. Gene Ontology annotation, cellular component: PAM complex, Tim23 associated import motor. The record is from RefSeq and is a predicted model, not a curated record. Lineage: Eukaryota; Parabasalia; Trichomonadida; Trichomonadidae. The coding region runs from base 1 to 576 and encodes 191 amino acids.
AUGCUCUCUUCACAACAGUACCUUCCAAGUCUUUUUGUGAGAACAUUUGUUGAAAAAGCGGCUGAAUCUGCUAAGCAGGCAACAGAGAAGGCAGUUGCAAAUGACAAAAAGCCAGAAGAGAAGCCAAAGCCAACAAUUCAAGAGUUAGAAGCCCAAAUUAAGGAUAUUAGAAACAGAAAUCUCUUCCUCUUAGCAGAAGUAGAGAAUGCAAGACGCAGAUUUGCCCGUCUUGAAGUAGAAAUGGAAACAUAUGCUGUUUCAAAGUUGGCCAAAGAUUUACUUCCUGUUGCAGAUAACAUGGGACGCAUUAUUAAUAGUGGAGCAAAGCAGAACGUGAAAGAUGUCAUUGAAGCUGUCAAACUCGUUGAUGCCGAAUUUCAUAACAUUUUCAAGCGCUUCAAGAUAGAAAAGAUUGUUUCCAAAGGACAGAAAUUCGAUCCUCAGUAUCAUGAUGCCAUUCAAAUGAUAGACACACGUGGAUCAGCUCCUUCUGGUACAAUCAUCGAUUGCACUACCGAAGGAUAUAAGAUUGACAAGAGGUUGCUUCGUGCUGCCAAAGUUAUUGUUGCAAAAUAA